AUGACUGUGAUUAUUGGCUGUUCUCAGACAGAAGAAAGCAUUGAUAUAUCAAUUCAUGGCUCUGAUAAUUUCACAACCAAGUUGACAGCAAGAAAUAUUGAAACUAAGAAAUACUGCAAAAUUUCUAAAACAACAGGGAAGAAAAUUUCAUCUGAAAGUAAGGGUUUAAUCCCAGAAUAUAGAAAAAUAUAUGAUACAUCAUUAUUUGUGUAUAGAGAAGAAAAAUCUACUGAGUUUUCAGGAUCAAAAAAAAUCAGGAGAAAGAAAAGUGUACAAGUACAGCUUCAGAGUAAAAGAGCUGAGAUUGCCACUCCCUCUUUGAAGGUGUCAAAGGAGAAAAUAACCAAGAAAGAAAGCCCUGUCAAGUUGCCAAGUCAGAAGCCUUCACUGAUUCAACGCCCAGCUUCAACUCUUAGGAGAAAAGAGAUGCCUUCUAACCUCUCCCUGACAUUAUAUGAACAAAUACCUGAAGAAUUCUUAAAACACCCAGAAUUAAAUGCACUUUCCAGGGGCUGUUUAAUUUUCAGUAAAGUUCGCAAUGGUAAGAUUUAUGUGAAUGAUUUGCCAGUGGUCCUUCACACCUUGAAGAUUUCUACGAGUGAUUCAGAAAUGCGUCAGGCGCUGAAGGCCGUUAAUGUUGAUGAGUUUCAAAAUGCCUUGAAGAUGUUUUCUAAGGUGAAAAGUGGCCGUGUGGCCACCGAAGAUGUGGCUGCUGUUUUGGAAAGCAUGGAUAUCUCAGUCAACCCAGAGGUGCUCAAGGACGUGCUGCAGCAUGCUCAUGAGGACAGUUACCAUACUAUGGACAUUGGAGACAUUAUAUUUACUUUGGAAGAACUGCAACGGCAAUAUGAAGAUGAGUCUCCUCAACCACAUCCCAGUAAGACCACUGGGAAACAAGAUGAGCCUGACCUUAAACUACCCAAAAGAUCUUCAGAGACAAGACGACUCUCAAGUGGGAUCAUCAGUGAUUCUGUGGGAUUUCAGGAACCACAUCUAAAGAUCCACGACUCAAAGUCUAAAUCACCUUCCUUGAAGAGCACUACAAGCCUCAAUAAGUUACUGGAUAAAGGCGAUACUUCUGUCUCAGAUCAUCAUAUUAAGAUACUGGAUAAAAGAGAUUCUUCUAUCUCAGAUCGUAUUAAGUUACUGGAUAAAAGAGAUUCUUCUAUCUCAGAUCGUAUUAAGUUACUGGAUAAAAGAGAGUCUUCUGUCAUCUCAGAUCGUAAUAAAUUACUGGAUAAAAGUGAUACUUCUAUUAUCUCAGAUCGUAAUAAGCUACUGCAUAUAAGCGAUACUUCUAUCAUCUCAGAUCGUCAGAAGCUGGCCCUGAAGAGGCUGUCCAGCACUCUACAGCAUGUUGCUAAGAAAGAAUCUACAGUCAGUGCCUUGGAAAAUGUCUAUGAAGCUCUCACUAAACUCCUAGAAGAUUACAUUUCUCCAGAGGCACUUCAGUCUGCUUUACCCUCGGUAGGAAUUGCUUUAUCAGAUGAAGACUUCCAGAAGAUUGUGCCAGAGCUCACUCAAACUGACACUGGAAUGGUGAAUUUAGAUGACUUUCUUAUGGCGGUCUCCAAGGAGCACAAUUUCCUUGACUAUGAUGCAUUGAACAAUGUCAUUGAAGGCAUUAGUAAAAUUCAGGAUGAAUAUGUUGAUUACGAGGAUCUGGACACGUGUCUUCAAAAUUUUGGAGUUUACCUUCCUAAGUCAGAACGACAGAAGAUCAAAGAAUUACUUCAAGUUGACGGGACAAAACAAGUGAAUAUUAAAGAGUUUAUUGAUACCAUGCUGAAAAACACACACCCCUUCUCUGAUGAUUUACUCUUGCCCACUGCUAUUGAGACCCUGCAAAAUCUCGGCAGCGACCAGAUGGAUAUUUCUCAGCUGUGGAACACACUGUCCAGUUUGGAUAGUAAUUUAGAAGAGGAAGAAUUCUUAGAAGCAGUGAAAUUAGCAGCAAUUGAUGGUGACAAAGUACAAUUGGAAGACUUUUCAAAAGUAGUAAAGGAUAUGCGUGACUCUUUCAGGUUAAAAGAGUUGCAGAAAAUAGCUUUGGCUCUUGAUUCGCUUGAAGAUGAGAAGAUACCUGGGAAGAACUUGGAAGAUUUCCUAAAGAGUCUUGGGAUUACAUCAUUUAAAGAUGAAGUGGAUGAAAUCCUUCAGUCAGACAUUGCUUCUGAAGACAACAUGGUGACUGUUAAAGAGUGUAUGGAAGCUUUGAGAGACACUUCGAAGUUUUCUAACUUCACUGGUUUAAAAAAAGAAAUCUUGUCUUCAAGUCUGAAAUUACCAACAGUAAGCGAGAUCAUAGAAGCUGCUGACAUCUUGUCAAAGGUUGAAGACGGCAAGAUCGCUAUAUCUGACUUGGAGCGUGCCUUGAAACAUUUGAAUAUUAAUUUAACUGAAGAGGACUUUAAGGAAGCUCUUAAACAUUGUGAUAUCAGUGAUGACAUGUAUGUGGACUUACAAGAUUUCUUUAUGAAAGUGAAAGAUACUCCAAGCUUUAAAGAUUCUGUAGUCACACAGCUGCUGCUAGCCACUCCCCAAGUUCUCGAGAAGGAUCGAAUUGACGUCUCUGACUUGAAGACGUUAUUGUCGAAUAAUGACCUUCAUUCAGCUAAAGCCAUACUGACUGAAGUAUUAAAACAUGUUCCAGAGGAUGAAGAAGGCAAAAUUACUGUUGACGAAUUUGUGAACAAGUUCACAGAUAUCUUGAGAACUCUAAAAUCUGAACCUGAGUAG
This is a messenger RNA of Grammomys surdaster, 2739 nucleotides long. RefSeq names its product EF-hand calcium binding domain 13 (gene Efcab13). The coding region runs from base 1 to 2739 and encodes 912 amino acids. Gene Ontology annotation, molecular function: calcium ion binding. The transcript has 23 exons. The record is from RefSeq and is a predicted model, not a curated record. NCBI's taxonomy places the organism in Eukaryota, Metazoa, Chordata, Mammalia, Rodentia, Muridae.